AAAGAAGCAAAAGGGGAAGGAGCUGAUUUUUCUCCCUCCCCACUUCCCUUUCUGACAUCUUAUUUGCAGUAUGAUGCUGUUCCAAUCCAGUCUAGUGUGGUGUUAUGCUCCUGUUCAUCCCCAUCAAUGGUGAGGAACCAAGCAGAUUCCAGCACUCCAUCUGUCAUUUCCACCUGUGGCAGCAGACAGGGUUCUAACAUGGAGGGCACUGCAGCUGAAUCAAGAUCUAGUUCAAACUCCUUGCAGCAACAUACAGGACAGCAGCCUUCACAGCCUCGAAAGAAACGACCUGAUGACUUCAAAUUUGGGAAAAUUCUGGGUGAAGGAUCUUUUUCAACGGUUGUCUUGGCUCGAGAAUUGGCAAGUUCUAGAGAAUAUGCCAUUAAAAUUCUAGAAAAACGUCAUAUCAUAAAAGAAAACAAGGUGCCAUAUGUGACACGAGAGAGAGAUGUAAUGUCCCGCCUGGAUCACCCUUUUUUUGUGAAACUCUACUUCACCUUUCAGGAUGAUGAAAAGCUAUAUUUUGGGCUUAGCUAUGCCAAAAAUGGAGAGCUGCUAAAGUAUAUACGCAAAAUUGGCUCAUUUGAUGAGACUUGUACCAGGUUUUACACCGCUGAAAUUGUAUCAGCCCUGGAGUAUUUGCAUGGGAAAGGAAUAAUUCACAGGGACCUUAAGCCAGAGAACAUCUUGCUAAAUGAAGAUAUGCACAUUCAAAUAACAGACUUUGGAACAGCAAAAGUAUUAUCUGCAGAUAGCAGACAAGCACGAGCAAACUCAUUUGUAGGGACAGCACAGUAUGUUUCUCCAGAACUGCUGACAGAGAAAUCUGCCUGUAAAAGCUCUGACCUCUGGGCUCUGGGAUGUAUAAUAUAUCAGCUUGUAGCUGGAUUGCCUCCAUUUAGAGCUGGAAAUGAAUAUCUUAUAUUCCAGAAGAUAAUAAAGUUGGAAUAUGACUUUCCAGAAAAAUUUUUUCCCAAGGCAAAAGACCUUGUUGAAAAGCUAUUGGUUCUAGAUGCAACCAACAGAUUAGGUUGUGAAGAAAUGGGAGGAUAUGGACCUCUUAAGGCUCACCCCUUCUUUGAAUCCAUUGUGUGGGAGAACCUACAUCUUCAGACACCCCCAAAACUUACAGCGUAUUUACCUGCUAUGUCAGAGGAUGAUGAAGACUGUUAUGGAAAUUAUGACAAUCUUCUGAGUCAGUUUGGUUGCAUGCAAGUUUCUGGUUCUGCCUCUUCCCAUUCACUGUCUGCUCCAGAGACAAGUACACCACAGACAUCAGGAGGAAAUAUUGAACAGUAUAUUCAUGAUCUUGACAACAAUUCCUUUGAGCUGGACUUACAGUUUUCUGAAGAUGAAAAGAGGUUACUUCUCGCAAAACAAGCUGGUGGAAAUCCUUGGCAUCAGUUCGUAGAAAAUAACUUAAUCCUAAAAAUGGGUCCAGUGGACAAAAGAAAGGGAUUGUUUGCACGUCGGCGCCAAUUGCUGCUCACAGAAGGGCCCCACCUGUAUUAUGUGGAUCCUGUCAACAAAGUUCUAAAAGGAGAAAUUCCAUGGUCUUUAGAGUUGCGGCCAGAAGCCAAGAAUUUUAAGACAUUUUUUGUUCACACACCAAACAGGACAUAUUACCUGAUGGACCCAAGUGGGAAUGCUCAUAAAUGGUGCAAAAAGAUACAUGAAGUUUGGCGGCACAGAUACCACCAGAAUGCUGCUAAAUAGUAAAGCUCAUCCAAAAUUUCCCAGUUUCCCUACUUGCUGCUAGAACUCCGUGUGCAGCCGAUCAGAGGAAUCUUUUCAACCCACCUGUUACCAUCUCAAGGGGAAGCAUAUGUCUGAAAUGUUCUGUGUUUUUUUUUUUUAAAAAAAGGAAAAAAAAAAAGAAAAGCAAAAACCUAAUGGAAUUCAGGGUCGCUUUGCUCGCUCUUUGUGCUUCUGUUGAGGCUUCCACAUGCAUAUCAUUGCAGUGAAGAUCUUGCUUUUGUGCACUUCAGCUCAAUUUCUGCUGCAGACUAGUGGAUAGACCUUGCAUUACCAGCUUCACUUAAGAUGAGUUAAAACCAAUCCACACGCACACACGCCGAAUCAUGUACCAGCCUUGCAUUUUAUGGGGCUGGAGUUUUCUGUGACUUUCAGAUUAUCAUUAAACUGUAUUUCAUCAGGGAGCUUUUAUAUGCCUCUCCUAAGCACCACCUCUUUGUUUUCUCUUCCUUUCCUCACAGUCCCCCAGCUUAUUGGUAUAUGGCAUUUAUAGCCAGGUCAGUUGCACCGCUGUGUAAUUCCUAAUAUAGUUCUGGUUGCAGGAUUUACGUGGUACUUUAGUAAUUAUGUGAAUGAAUCAGAUGUAUGUGUCUGGCAGACAGGCUCCAAUGAUACAGGUUGUGAGAGAGUAGAAUGCUGAACAUGGCACUGAAAGUUUUCUAAAAUUGAAAUGUUGGCUUCCGAAGCAUAUAAGAUUUUAAACCUUCAAUUUAAAUUUUAAUAUGAAUCAUAUGUGUGUUUAAUCAAGGGACAAUAAACUUACCAGCAUGCUUGUAACUAAUGCUAACUAAAAAAUUAACUAGUUAGUAUGGGGGGGGAAAAGGUUACUAUUGAAGUAGUAAAUAGUUUUUCACCUUUUCAGGAGAUGAGGGCUAGAAACUUUCUUUCCAGGGCGUGCAUGUAUUGUGCAUUUUAGUGGGGCCAACCUAUUUACCUGGGUAGAGGAGGAAGUGUGAAAGCUUUGUACAAUUGAUUACUUGAUGGUUUUUUGUCUCAUUGUAUAAUGAGAUGUACAAAUAAUCCUAUUUUUGGUCUUUGACAAAUAUUUAGCAACUCUGAGAAAAAAUUUAAGCAAUUGAAAUAUUAGAUCCAUAAAGUAAUCUGGGUAAAAAUUCAAAGGAAAAUAUUGAUACAGAGGGGAAAAUAUAUGGUACUUAAGGCAUAUCUAUAAAAUGAAAAUAUUUUUCAUAUCAAUCUCCUUUAUCCUCUUCAAAUUAAGGCUUUUUUUUGUGGUCAAACAUUUCUUGUAACGUCGCAAAGACAUAACUUUAUGUGCUAAAAACAACUUCCCUAAUGAUAUUUUCAACGUGCCCAUGUUCCUGAACCUUGCAGAGAGGAAUGACCUAGGUCUGGACAAAGGCAUUCCUUCCUUGUUUUAAAAGCAGUAUAAACAUCACACCUAUUUAUUCACCUUCUACACGUACCAUCUCUUUGCAUUUUGAGGUCUCUUACUAUGACGUGCUUUUCCUUCCACCAACGAAAGAAAUGUUCCACUGCAAUGUUGAAAAAACUCAUGGGCUACCGUUGUAGAAGCAGUAUUUUAAAAGCAGUGGCUUAUCAGGAUUUCUCAGAAAACACAUGAAUGUUGGAUAUUUUGUUGUUGUACAGGGUGAAGGAGAUUUAUUACUGAUCUCUUAAAAACUGUGUUAUGUGGUUGAACUUGAUGACAGUUCAGCUUUUCCAGUAUCUUUCAGUCUUUAAAGGAGAGAGUGCAGUUGCCUUUUCUUUUGGAGGAACUCCAUCCUUGUAGUCUUCUGUUAUCCCACCAUGUACACAGACUUGACAAAAGUAAAUCGCUGGCUUACAGUGCCUGGUGUUAGGGGAGCUAAGGUGUACUGUAAAUGGCUGAGAUGAGAAAGAUAGAACACCAUUCCCUUUGCAUCAUGAGAAAAUUCAUCAUGUACAAGGUACAUUCUUUGUCACUAAAAUUUGAAUAGCACAGCACACCUUCUACCUGUGCCUGUAUUAAUCCUAUAGUUACCAUUCUAACCAAGAGGACAUGUAUUGUAAGUUUGUUGCAGUGCUGUCCAUUUGUUCUCUGGCUGUCAAAUUCCGCCUGUAUGUUGGGUCCACUGGAGGCAACCCUACCACUUUUGGAUUUAGUCUUUGGUAUAGAGAUGUAGACGUAUUCCCAACUUUUAUACAGGAGAGUUUGGCAGUGAUGGAAAUUCAUGGUGCCACUGCUGUUUGGUGCGACAAAACUUGGCCUCGCAUAAAAAGUCUAGCAAAGUUGUUCUGCUAAUAGUGAACACCUUAGCUUCAUUAGGAGGUGGAAUGAUCUCCACUGGCUUCUUUGCUAGGUGGAAAUCUAGGAAUGCUUAAAGAUUUUUUUUCUGUAAUAUUUAGACUGGUAGUCAUUUUGCCAUAACAAAGUAAUUACUCUGCUUUUUCACACCUUGAAAAUCCUCUCAGUAGACUUCCGUCCUGCCCACCAAAAGCUUUCAGCCAAAGAAAUCUUGAUAGCAGUAAGCUAUCAAGAAGGUGUCUGGAAGGCUGAUGUCUGCAUUCUAGUAUUCCCUUUUUUUCUUUUGACAAUGCUGUCAUUAGAAAACUGUGAGCAUCUCUUACAGGCAUCCCUCCCCUUAGAACUUAAGUGUUCCAAACCAAGUCUUCCUUAGCUGCUGCUUUUUUGGGAAGGGACUAGAACUUUUCUGGGAGAGGUAUUUGUCUGUCUUGGACUGUAAGUGAAAUCUGUGGUUUUGAAAGAUGGCAGAAGAAUAGAGUGAGGCAAGACAAAGCAAUCAUGUGGAUUUAAAUAUCUUUCACCGGUUUGUCCACUUAAAUGUGUUUUGGCAGGUGCUGCAUACUAUGAAGGGCUGGUUCCUAUUUUAAAUGCUUAUAGCUGAAGUGGGGUAGCUUCAGAUCUUUGUCCUGAAGAUCGCUCCUGUGGUUCAUGGGAGUCCAUGGAAUGAAAUGUACAAGGGAGGUUCUUCAAAGCUGCAGAUAAGCCAGUUAAUUUCUCUGCUCUUUAUCCAAGGCCUUUCAAAGCACAAAAAGGGUUGUUAGGCACUUGAAGACUCUUCUUCAGGCUCCUCACUGCAAACCUACUGAAAACCCAAUCUGUUGAUUGAUUCAUUCAAUCUUUUGCAUUUUGAACAAUUGCCAAUCAUUUGUAAAGAAUCUGGUCAGUAAUGCUGUAAUUUUGUUUUGCUUGGGAUUUGAACUUCAGGAAGGUGUGUUACUGCAUCUAUUUUCUGUGGGGUGGAGCUUAAGAAAGGAUGAAGUAUUCCUGCUGGAAAGGAUUUUUUGGAUCACACUCUUCUAUUCAGUAUCUAGCCCACUUCCCACAGGAAGUUUAAAACUACUUUGAUAAACUGGAGAGACGAGCUUACUACCAUUGGUCUUAAAGUCCAGUUUUGAGAAGGACUUAUAUUAAGGAAGGCUUGCUUCAGAUGAGACGUUGAGGCAUUGUGAGCAGACUGAUAUUACCUAUUAAGAUCUCAAUUGCUAAGCACUUAGAUACUGAAGACAUCAAACUAUCAGAUAGUACUGUGCUCCACUUACUUUUUUCCUUCUGACGUGAUUUAGUUGUGAAGUGUCUGCUAUAUAUAAGCCUGGGAAAAACUCUGUAGGUUGAAACAAAGAUGUGAUAAUUGUAAUCCAUUUUCAUAGUUCAAGAUGCUUAAUUUAACGUGCUUGAUAUCAUUACAUUUUGUGCUGGGAACUUUGAAGAAUCCUGAGGAUUUCCCACGUGUACAUUUAACAGUUUCUUUUGAAUGAUUUAGUAAAGUCAACACAAUUACUUCAUUUGGCCUGUGGACAAAACAUUUGAUUUCAACACCUUGCUGAGGAGAGAACUUACAUAUUAAUAGUUGCCUAAAGUUGUGGUCUGUGAUUCUGAUCAUUCUUUCUACUAGUGAAUUAUACAAAUAGGUGUGGUAUUUAUAUCUGAAAUUUUGCUGAAUGCCUGUAAUAUUUUAUGCAAAUAUUUUAUUAAUCAAAUGGAAGUGCUCCUGCAAAGCUUCAUGACACAGAUUGUCCAUCAAGUGAGCUUACAGAUGAGUAAUCCUCUGACCCAAAAUGGCACGCUUUCAGUUAAGACUGGUAAUUUAAGAAUGUUUCCUCUUUGCUAGAAGAAAUAAUGACUUUUAUACAGCAAACAAUUGGAGAGGUUCUUAAGCACCCAAUAACCUGGUCUGUCUGUCAGCAUGGCAGUGAAUGUAGAUGGUUGCCGUUUGACAAAGCUUCCUAUGACCAUGUACUAACUCUGAUUGGAUGUGGCAAAUGUUCUAAAUUGUAGCAGAACUUACAAUUACUGUAUCUGACAAGAGAAAAAAUAGGAACCAGGAACCAUAAUCAGUUUUGAUAGUUGUAUGCUAGCUGUUUUCAGGUUGGUGGCAGUCAGUUACGUGUGUAAUAUUCUCUACCUGGUUUGUAGCUGUAACUGUGAUGUACAGAUAAAAGGAAAAAAAAAAAAACAAAACAAAAAAACCACAAAAAAAACCAAAAAACCCACAAAAAACGAUGACAAAAAAACCCAUGAAACAAAAAAUCCCAAACCCUCCUCAACAAGCACCACAAAACAAUCUCCCCACCUCCACGAACUCAUGAAAACAGAAGCAAAUAAUGCAAUGAUAGAAGAUACACACGUUUGUAUUUUUAUUCUUAUAAGGUUAUUUGCUGGCUCUUGUUGGCCUCUAGUUCAGUCUGUGUUAUUUAAAUUCUAAUAUAUAAAUUAUUUGGAUUGAAUUCAUGUUCGGGGCCAUGGUGUUGUAUGUAUUGAUGUACAGCCUUGAAUGUGAAUAAUUAUUGUAAACUAUAUUUUACACCUUUUUUCUGGCUUUAUUAUAUAAAUUUUCUAUUGGUCGAUGAUUUAAUCAUAUCUCAUAAUUUAACGGCUGUUUACUCUCCUCUUGACAGCUCUCUGUGCUGUAGAUGUGUAGUUAGUGACUGGAUGAUGGAUUUCACUGAUGCUUGGUGGUCUGUAAUAAAGGCAUGCAGGG
Molecule: messenger RNA, 6698 nt
Organism: Aptenodytes forsteri (emperor penguin)
Lineage: Eukaryota; Metazoa; Chordata; Aves; Sphenisciformes; Spheniscidae
Gene: PDPK1
Product: 3-phosphoinositide dependent protein kinase 1
Exons: 14
Coding region: 127-1716 (529 amino acids)
Biological process (GO): intracellular signal transduction; peptidyl-serine phosphorylation
Molecular function (GO): ATP binding; protein serine/threonine kinase activity
Source: RefSeq, a predicted model, not a curated record